GCUGGGCUAACCAUGGCUGAGGACAAGAAGGAGGCGGGGUUCUGCCUCACCGCGCUCUAUAUAAGCGGGCAGUGGCAGCGGCUGCGCGGUGGUACUGACCUUCAGUGUCUCGACUCUUGUGCAAUGGCGCCCUCCAGGAAGUUCUUCGUGGGAGCGAACUGGAAGAUGAACGGGCGAAAGAAGGGGCUGGGGGAACUCAUCACUACUCUGAACGCGGCCAAGGUGCCGGCCGAUACCGAGGUAGUCUGUGCACCCCCCACUGCCUACAUCGACUUUGCCCGGCAGAAGCUAGAUCCCAAGAUUGCUGUGGCUGCGCAGAACUGCUACAAAGUGACUAAUGGGGCCUUUACGGGGGAAAUCAGCCCUGGCAUGAUCAAAGACUGUGGAGCCACCUGGGUAGUCCUGGGGCACUCGGAGAGAAGGCAUAUAUUUGGAGAGUCAGAUGAGCUGAUUGGGCAGAAAGUGGCCCAUGCCCUGGCAGAGGGACUCGGAGUAAUCGCCUGCAUUGGGGAGAAGCUAGACGAGAGGGAAGCUGGCAUCACUGAGAAGGUCAUUUUUGAGCAAACCAAAGUCAUCGCAGAUAAUGUGACCGACUGGAGCAAGGUCGUCUUGGCCUAUGAGCCUGUGUGGGCCAUUGGUACCGGCAAGACUGCAACACCGCAACAGGCCCAGGAAGUGCACGAAAAGCUCCGAGAAUGGCUGAAGUCCAAUGUCUCUGAUGCAGUGGCUCAAAGUACUCGCAUCAUUUAUGGAGGUUCUGUGACAGGGGCCACCUGCAAGGAGCUGGCAAGCCAGCCUGAUGUGGAUGGCUUCCUGGUGGGUGGCGCAUCCCUUAAGCCCGAAUUCGUGGACAUCAUCAAUGCCAAACAAUAAACCCCAUCCAUCUCCCCUCCCCCUUCCUGCUGAGCCAGGGACUAGGCAGCCCAGAAGCCCAAUAACUGCCCCCCCCACAUUGCUUCUGAUUGUGUCACCUGCCUCCUAAUGGCCUAAUCCAGACUGUACCCUCCUUUGCUGUUUACACCUUCCCCUGUAAUGAUUGGGACCAGGCCGAUCACUUCUUCACUUACUAUAAUGGUUGGAACGAAACAUGUCACCAAGGUGGAAGGGGUGGAGCUUGCCCAUGGAUCCCCUCAGUCCCUAGUAGGGGCAGGAAAGAAAAACCUUCCUCUCUUACACCAUGAGGUCAGGGGCCGAGAGAAAGCCCUGUCCU
Molecule: messenger RNA, 1210 nt
Organism: Trichechus manatus latirostris (Florida manatee)
Lineage: Eukaryota; Metazoa; Chordata; Mammalia; Sirenia; Trichechidae
Gene: TPI1
Product: triosephosphate isomerase 1
Exons: 7
Coding region: 13-873 (286 amino acids)
Biological process (GO): gluconeogenesis; glycolytic process; glycerol catabolic process
Cellular component (GO): cytosol
Molecular function (GO): triose-phosphate isomerase activity
Source: RefSeq, a predicted model, not a curated record